AUGCUUGUUUUUGGUCAUCCUCAAGUCUUUAAAACCUUCAACUGUGCUGCUUGUUUCCACCCUCGAGGUUAUAUCAUUGCCUGCCGUUCUCUCUGUCGCUCAAGCCAAACUGCACAUCACAACAUGACCUUCCAGAAAGCUCCCAAAGGCACCAUCGCCAUCGAAGAGGCCGUCCUCGACCCCGCCGGCCUCAGUUGGAUCUCUGCCUCGGCGCCCCUCUUCAACCCAGGACAUCGCCAAACACCUCCGGACUCGCCUUCCGGCUCUCCUCCCGGUUCUCCUACCCGUCACUCUCACCUUACAUCUCUUCUCCAAGAUGUCCACACUACCCGCCUUCAUCAGAUGGACACACAUGGCGUGGAAUACAUGCUUCUGUCUUUGACUUCCCCCGGACCCCAAGGCGAAUCAGACCCUGCCAAAGCCGCGAUCAUCGCCCGUGAGGCCAAUAACUGGCUCUCAGAGCAAGUGAAACUCAACCCAGCGCGUUUCGGGGGUCUCGCGUCACUUUCCAUGCACAACUCUGCUGAUGCUUCAGCUGAAGCAGUUCGGGCAGUGAAGGAACUGGGAUUUUUCGGUCUGAUCAUCAACGACUACCAGGAUUCCUCACCUGGUGCUCCCAACGCGGACAAGGAAGGCAAGAUCUACUACGACGGUGAAGGAUUUCACGAGUUUUGGAAGACUGUUGAAGAACUGGACGUGCCAGUGUAUUUGCACCCUCGAUACCCGGCGGCACAGGACCUCGAGCCUGGGACCAAAUGGGGAGAUAGGAAGCAGAUUCUCGGGGCCGCGGUUCAGUUCCAUUUGGAUCUGAGCACGCAUGUGUACGCACUGUGUUCAUCGGGCGUAUUCGAUCUCUUUCCACGAGUCAAGGUCGUUAUUGGACACUUGGGAGAAGGGAUUCCCUUCAAUCUUUGGAGGGCAGACCACUGGUAUAACAAACCCGUGAAGAAGGCCACCCGACCGUCCAAGGAGGACUACACCUACUAUUUCACCCACAACAUUUCCAUCACCACGUCGGGAAACUUUAACGAGCCAGGCCUCAAGUUUUGCAUAGAUCAAAUCGGAGUGGAACGGUGUCUAUUCUCAAUUGAUUACCCAUACGACACCAUUGCAGAGGCACAAUACUGGUGGCACGGCGUGGACUUGCCAGCCGAUCAGAAAGAGCUGGUAGCAAGGGGAAACGCCAUCCGUUUGUUCAAACUGCCAUUGGAUCCUUGA
Messenger RNA from Podospora pseudocomata, 1218 nucleotides. RefSeq lists its product as uncharacterized. Gene Ontology annotation, cellular component: cytosol; cytoplasm. The transcript is spliced from 2 exons. Gene Ontology annotation, molecular function: hydrolase activity; carboxy-lyase activity. NCBI's taxonomy places the organism in Eukaryota, Fungi, Ascomycota, Sordariomycetes, Sordariales, Podosporaceae. Gene Ontology annotation, biological process: secondary metabolic process. The coding region runs from base 1 to 1218 and encodes 405 amino acids. The record is from RefSeq and is a predicted model, not a curated record.